Molecule: messenger RNA, 3919 nt
Organism: Phymastichus coffea
Lineage: Eukaryota; Metazoa; Arthropoda; Insecta; Hymenoptera; Eulophidae
Gene: wapl
Product: protein wings apart-like
Exons: 12
Coding region: 290-3646 (1118 amino acids)
Biological process (GO): regulation of chromosome condensation
Source: RefSeq, a predicted model, not a curated record
ACGUACCUAUACGUAUCCUGUAUAAAUUUCGAUUUAUCUUGGUCGUCAGAUAUUCUUAAUAUUCUUUUGAUAUUAAGUAACCUCGAUAUAAAUAAAAUAAUAUUUACUAGGAUGUGUAAUGUCAGUAAUCAUAAUAAAAGAAAAACUGAAUAUUUCGUGGAUUCAAGAAACUAACCAAAUUUAUGUCUUUCAGCACAAUGUGAAAAAAAUAAAUCAGUUUUUAAUACAUAUAUAUUAUGGUCAUAUUUGGUGUAAUAAUAAAAUUGUGAAUAGAGCCAAAAAUUGAAAAAUGACAUCUAAAAACUGUACAAAAUCUUGCCAUCGUAAAGUGAAUAAUAGUGUGGCAUCAGGAAAUAUUCAAUUUGAUAAAUUAUUCAAGGAAAAUAGCAACCGUCCAUCUGCAGCUAAAUCUGCUGGUACAGUUGGAAAGUGGGGAAUCACAUCUUUUACAUCUAUCAGAAGUACAAAUAUCAAUGGGAGAUGUUUGCUUGAUGGACGUUUUAACCACGGAGUAAAACGCAUGAAAUCGGAUAAUGGAAAUCAAAAUGUCCAAGAAAAAAAGGUACUUCUACUCAAGAAGGAAGACUCAAAAUCAGAAUCGUAUAAGCCAAAAAAAUUUUUCAAAAGUAGAAAUAUUCUGCCCUUUUCUGAAGAUUUACGACUAAAUGAAGUACGUACUUCAUUUUCUAAUUCUGAAAGAGGUCAACUUUGUAAUGAAAAGCACGGUACUGGCGCUAGCAUUAAUGGAAAAAUCCUGAAAAAUGAUAAUAUUUUAAAAUCGUAUUCUGAGACUUCUUGCAAAGAUGAAAGUAAACCUCCAAUUGUAUUAAGGAUAUGCAAGGGCACUGCUAAAUUCGUUUCUUCGGAGGAUAAUGCUUCUGGUACUUAUCGGAUUUCAAAAAGUAAUUUGCAAAAUACAUCGAAUUCUGAACAAAGUAUAUAUCAACAUAAUGUAAAAUUCGAUAACAAGAAAGAUCACAUAUUUCGUAACGAUUCAUUCACGAUACCAUCGAUUCCUCAAACAGUAGAAUCUUUCGAUGUGAGAACUACACGUAGUAAAGCUAAAUAUUUACGAUCAGAUGUAUCAUCAAAUGAGUCAAUGUUAUCUGCCACUCCACAGAAUACUGAUAUAUCGUUAACUUUUAGAAAAUCUUUAACAGGUUCUAUUGAUAGAGAGGUUUCUAACUACGACAUAGUUAAGACCGAAAAUGACAUUACAUGUAAAAAAUCAUCAAAUAUAAAUAAGAAAAAAUUAGAUUUUGUUACUGUAGCAGAGAAAACUAUCUAUACAUUAACUGGAGAUUUUCGUGAUAACAAACUUCCAUUGACAAAAAACAAUGAAUUAAAAAAAGACAUAAAAGGAUCAAACUAUGACGAAAGUAUUUUAGUAGUAGAGAAAUCUGAGUCAAAUAUCAAAAGCGAAGUGAAUUUAUCUAAAGAAUGUGAAACAUUAGUGCAAAUUAAUUUAAAUAAUGACUAUACUGAUAAAAUAAUUUCAACCGAUAAAUCUCACUUAUUAAAAUUGGUAGUAGAUGGUAGAACUUCAACAAAAAAUUUAGAUCAAGAUUGGGGUUCUAGUGAUGAUGACAGUGAAAAUGCCAGUACUAAUUUGAAUAGUAAAAUUCAUAAAGAGUCUCACUGUCAUAUUACAAAGUUGGAAAGACCUCCGGAACCUACCGAUAAAAAAUUAGAAAAACCAACUGGUAUAAGAAAAGGUAGUAUUUUUAAAACUAGAUCUACAGGUACGAUGAACAGCAAUAAGAGACGUGCAUUAUAUAAACAUAAAUGGAGUGAUAACGAAAAGGAUCAAAAGUGUUCGGAUCCAACAACGGAUAAAAUUAAUACAGCAACCAAAUUCGAUAUUACAUUAGAUAAAAAUAUAAUAUUAUCUGGAAAAGAAUUCGACAGCGCUGAAUUAUCAAGGGUUGUUCCUUGUACAGAAAUGGAAGAGUAUAUACCGGAUAAUCUAGAAAAUACUGCAACCAACAUUCGUUGCGACAAAAAUUCGAAAGGAUUUUACACUGUUGUUAAGAAUGUCAAGAAGGCACAUCAAAUUCAAGAAAGUGGUGAGUUUCAAGAAUUCAAUGAUGACAUUGAGUAUAUUUUAGAUACUCUUAGAGAAAAUAAUCCAAAUGCUACACGCUGUUUGUCAGCUAUUCGACUUGCAAGCAAAUGCAUGGCACCAGCUUUCCGUAUGCAUGUCCGUGCUCAUGGUACUGUGGCCAAAUUUUUCAAAGCAUUGUAUGACGCGACAAACGAUCAGAGUCUUGCAUUAUGUACUGCGACAGUUAUGUUUGUACUCAGUCAAGAUAGACUUGCAAUGGAUUUGGAUAGAGACUGUCUUGAAUUAAUGUUAAGUCUUCUUGAAUGUGAUGUCAGUCAUAAAAAUGCUUUAGAUGAUUGCGGAUUAAGUCAUUCAGAAUUACAAAAAAACAAAGAGAAAGUAAGACAACUCUGUGCGCAUAUACAGGCUCAAGGGCAUGCAAAACAUUUAAACUUAGACAAUAUAACUGUUGGACAAUUAGCAAUGGAAACAUUAUUAAGUUUGACGUCCAAACGAGCUGGAGAAUGGUUUAAAGAAGAACUACGAGAACUUGGAGGAUUAGAACAUAUAAUAAAAACAAUCACAGAAUGCUAUCGACACAUUGAUUCAUAUAAUAUAUCACAGAAUGGUUGGAAUGAAUCACUUUUAGAUCAGUUACGUAAGGUUGAUAGGUGUUUGAGAGUAUUGGAAAAUGUUACACAUAUGAAUGAAGAAAACCAAGUUUACUUGCUCAGCUACAAUAGAAAUCUUUUAGUAAUUAUCAUGGCUAAUAUUUAUAAAUUAUGUUGUCAUGAAGUAGUAAAAUAUCCAAGAAGCAAAUGCUUAAAUAAAGAUUCAGUCGGUUCAGUUAUUGGAGAAUGUUUACUUGCAAUUGUUAAAGUUUUUAUUAAUCUAACUCAUCGAUUCAAAGGAUUAUCUUGUGGCGACAAAAUCAUUGGAAGUCAAGGCGACGUAAUAGCUAAUACGCUGCAGCUCGUACUUCAAAUACCAUAUUCAUUAUCAGAGGAUAAACAAUUUGAUAUAAUGAUGUUGGCUUUGAUUUUUUUAAUAAAUUUGAUAGAACAUAGUGAAGAUAAUAGAAAACUACUCACAUACACGAAGGUGCAUCCCAUUAAUACUGGAAGUGUUGAUGCAUUGAUUAGUCUCUUCUAUGCACAAGAGGAAUUAGCUUUAGCUGAAGAGCAAAAAACGGACGACAUUUUAGAUGGGAAGAAAGAUGCAGGACAACCAGAAGUUACCUUGGUGACUUCGAAAACACAAGAAGAAUUUAUCGAAGAAACGAUUAGUAAAUUAUUACAAAAAGCUGGCCGACAUAUGGAACACACCUUCAUAGGAGCCUAUGUGGUAUUACUACUGGGUUAUUUAAUAAUGGACAAUAGAAAAUAUGAAGAUCUUGUAAGACGAAGUUUACCUGAUGGGACUUUUUCAAGGAUGAUUGCCGUACUUCAAAAAUUUUUCAAUUUUAUGAAUCUCACUGCAUCUAAUGAAAUAAGUAACUGUGGAAUUGCUGCUACAGAAAAAGUUCUGAAAUUUCUGAGGAAGUUAGAUACUGGUUAUAAUGAAGAAGAAAAGAAUUCACAAGUAAUUUCAGAUAGCGCGUAAAAUAUAUAAUAGUAUUGAUUUCUAAUAAAAAGUUCACAAAGUUUAUUUUUGGAGCCAAAGUCUUGCAUUGCGAUUUGUCAUCAGCGUUUUGUUAUCUCGCAGAUGCCAAGGAAGAUAUAAAAUAUAAUUUUACAUAAAUACUUGAAGGAUAGAAUAAUAUUAAUUACUGUAUGUGUAUUGUUAAGAUGAUCAAACUUUAUAAAACAAAAAUAUGAUGAUUCUAUUAUAAAUAUAAGUUAACCAUAAUAUGCUUUACAAUUGUUUCUAUCCAAU